Messenger RNA from Triplophysa dalaica, 2073 nucleotides. RefSeq names its product caspase recruitment domain family, member 9 (gene card9). Gene Ontology annotation, biological process: regulation of apoptotic process; positive regulation of canonical NF-kappaB signal transduction. NCBI's taxonomy places the organism in Eukaryota, Metazoa, Chordata, Actinopteri, Cypriniformes, Nemacheilidae. The transcript is spliced from 13 exons. The record is from RefSeq and is a predicted model, not a curated record. The coding region runs from base 276 to 1898 and encodes 540 amino acids.
UUACAGCCUUACAUAGGUAUCAUAUCAUUGUUUUUGGAAAGAAUUAGAAAAUUAACAAAUGUUGUACAUGUACUCAUUAUGUUGCCAAACAUGUAGGUUUACAAGUGCAUUGAGAUGCAACAGUUUAUUGUGAAAUAGAGGAAAUUAUAACAACUGGAAAGGGAACUUCUUAAACCACCCUGUAUAGUGAACUUCCUUUUCAGGGUUUAGGCAGUGUUUAUUAAGCCUUAAACGCACCAUUAAACGGCACAUCAAAUCAAAAGGCAGUACUAGUCAUGUCUGAUGGCCCUGGGCAUUUUGAUUUGGAGGAUGAUGAUGAGUGCUGGGCACGGCUGGAGGACUACAGAAUGCUCCUCAUUAAGACCAUUGAGCCAUCAAGGAUAACACCUUAUUUGAGACAGUGUAAAGUGUUGAGUGGAGAGGACGAGGAACAGAUCUACAAUGACCCCAGUCUGGUAAUAAGACGCCGAAAAGUUGGGGUCUUGCUUGACAUUUUACAAAGAACUGGGCUCAAAGGAUAUGAGGCAUUUUUAGAAAGCUUGGAGCUAGACUAUCCAGAGAUUUAUCGCAAGAUCACUGGCAAAGAGCCUGCUCGGGUAUUUUCUGUGCUUAUUGACACCGCAGGCGAAUGUGGCCUUACUCAGUUCCUCAUGAACGAAGUGUCUCGUCUACAGAAGCUCGUAAAGGACGAGCGAAGCGCGAGGCUUGAGUUGUCUGUGCAGGCAACGGAGCAGCUUGACACCAUUCGCCAGCUGCAACAUUGCGAGAGUGAGCUUCGCAAACAGCAGGAGCGAGUUCAGCGCAUCAGAGAGGAGCGUGAGCGUAUGUGCGAGGAGGCGCGUCAGUUGCGAGACGAGAAUUAUAGUUUGAUGCACGAUCUGACUCGACUGAGUGAGGAGAAAAACUGCGUGCACAUGCGUAACAGAGACCUCCAGCUGGAGAUUGAGAGACUCAAGCAUAGCUUAAUGAAUGCAGAGAGCGAUUCAAAGAUCCAGCGGAAGAAGACAAUAACCUUGAAAAAUGCCAUGGAGCAGAGGCCAAGUCAAGAGAUGAUUUGGCAGCUGCAGAGAGAAAACGAUCUCCUUACAGCACGUAUUCAAGAGCUUGAAAGUGCUUCCAAAGCCCAAACCACAGAGUGUGAAAAGCUUGAUCAAGAGUCAAUGGAAGAUUUCAAGAAGCAAAGUAAUGCACAAUACCAGGAGCUGGUAUGUGAUCUCUACAAUUUACGAAAUGAUCUGCACGAUACACAAGAGCUAUGUGAUAAGCAUCAAGAGGAGAAGGAUGAGUUAGAUUUGAUGUGCACCACGCUAAAAAAAGACUCCACAAUGUAUCGAGACCGAAUGGAAGACAUAUUGAAGCAGUUGGAAGAUGUCAUUAAAGAAAGAGACAAGGCUAUUGCUACAAGAGAGGAGUACCAUUUGGAGAACUUAAAAAAUCUCCAAGAAAAGGACCAUUACCGCAAACAGAUCAGAGAGAUGGGAGAACGUUAUGAUGAACUUCAAGUUACGUUGUUCCGUACUCAGGGAGAAGUUCUUUCUCUUCAAGCAAAACUCCGCAAACAGAACAAUCCAGUUCAGUUGAACUCUGAAGACUGCUCAUUAGUGAGUUCAUUUGAGCCCUCAACAGGAUUGCUUCCAAUAUUUCCAGAGAUGAAAAGUCAAACAAGUGGGACAAAGUGUAAAAGGGAGACGAGUGAGGAGGCACAGAAUCAAUCUGGAGAGUACAAUCCAUCUAUCUAUUCAACGAGGGCUUUCUCUCCUGAGGACGUUAAAAAAAACUGGAGACUUAGACAUUACAACAGGAGGAAGCCUGCCGUAAGAACAAAAAUGUUCAAAGUUAAAGACAAUGCACAGUGCAUCCUGGACAACACUACUGGGAGUGAUACAGAUGGGAUUUGACACACAACAUGGCAGAUUCAGACUCAGCAGAUGUAUGCCAAUCCUGGUGAUGUGGACUCCUGCAGCUGCUACUGAGUGUUUCCAAAUCAAGAAAUGUUAUUGAAAUGGACUGUCCUUAAGACAAUUACUUCAGUUUACAACUGCUUUAAAAUGUAAUAAAUAUCCCUGAAAGUAA